AUGGGAAAGGACGAUUUUAGAAUGAAAAGUAAAGCCGGCAGAGAUUGCUCUCAUAAUUCGUAUGAACACGAAAACGCGCGCGUUUUGCGCAAGACGAAAUUCAAAAGCCUCUGCAAGACCUUUAGCUUGACUGUAGAGCAGUCAGAAGCAGAGACCUCAUUUGUAUCGCUGUACGUCGGCCUCAAACACUGCUCACAUCGAUACACAGAGCAGACCGGUUUGACAAGGUCGACAGCAUCAGAAGUCAAGUCCACGUCACUCGCAGCUUUGCACGCAGAGAAGAGGAGGAUUAUGGCACAUCAAGUAGUAUUGAUCUCUGGCGCUAAUCAAGGACUGGGCUGGUAUGCGGCAAAGCAGCUGUCCAGCUUGCCAAAUUGGACCGUCCUUCUGGGCUCUCGGGACAUCAAGAAGGGCAACGAUGCCGUAGCAAGGAUCAACGAGGGUCAACCUCAGGCCAAAGUCCAAGCUAUCGAGCUCGAUGUCGGCUCUGACGAAUCGAUCGGCAAGGCUGUCGCUCAGAUAACAAAGGAUAUCGGACAGCUCGACGUACUCUGCAACAAUGCUGGCAUUGCCAUCGAUGGGAAAGACAGAUCAAUGUCAGUUCGCGACAUGAUGCAGCAGACUUACAAUGUCAAUGUUUUUGGCGCAGCGGCGCUAACGGAGGCUUGCCUGCCUCUGCUUCAAAAGGCUAGCUAUCCUCGCGUCGUCAACGUCAGCUCUGGUCUGGCAUCUCUCGGCAGUACAUCCAACACGAGCAUCAAUCUGAUCGGCUACAACACAAGCAAGACUGCCAUGAACGGCGUCACCGUCAUCCACUCCCGUAGGCUCACGGGAGGAAGAGUCAUCGCUGUUUGUCCUGGCUUCAACGCUACCAAUCUGAAUGACCACAAUGUCAAUGCAGGCGAUCCAGCCGAGGGCGCCAGAAUCAUUGUGCGCGCUAUCGUGGAAGGCAAAGAAAGUGACUUGCAGACGGGGUCAUACGUCAAUAAAUCCGGACCCAUUGCUUGGUAA
Molecule: messenger RNA, 1011 nt
Organism: Mixia osmundae IAM 14324
Lineage: Eukaryota; Fungi; Basidiomycota; Mixiomycetes; Mixiales; Mixiaceae
Exons: 4
Coding region: 1-1011 (336 amino acids)
Cellular component (GO): membrane
Molecular function (GO): oxidoreductase activity
Source: RefSeq, a predicted model, not a curated record